CUCAAAAGAAAGACUACAUCUGCUCUACUCUAGAGACUCUGGGUCUGGCGGACUUACUUCGGCGGCCUCCUUUCGCAUUCGCAAAAGCACUCACUGGAGCCAUGUCGUCGCAACAGACCUCUUCGGCUCGCAGCAGCAGUCAGCCUGUCAACCUCCACAACCAUAUCACUUCGCCAAGGAAGAGAAAGGCCUCCUUACCACCACCACACUCACCAACACUCGGCAGAACCACCACCACCACCAGCGGCCUGCAAGACAAAUGGAAACAACUGCGAACAACUGCAGCCGCCGCCCAGGCACUCGAAACGCAGAGGUCGGAACUGUCCCUCAAACUGUCUCGCCAAACCAGCAGCAGCCAGGACUCGGUCGCAACUUCAAGCAUCGACCACUACAACAGCACAAACAACAUGAUACCCCCCACAGAACUGUCAAAGCUGCUGGCCAUAGUCGACAGCGCCUAUCAUCGGAUAUACGCAGGCCACUCUGACGUCCGACAAACCUCCAAAGAGGAACAUGAGCGCGUCAUCCGCCUCCAACAAGAGAUUGUUGAUUUGCAGAUCGGAUUCGCUGCUCAGGACCAGCAGCUGCAGCACUUGGCUCAAAUGAAAGUGCAGGCGCUCAUGGACGCUCGCCGAGAAGCCGCCGAUGAACAGAUCAGAUUGCGAAAUGAGAUUGAGGGUCAGUGGUCCGCUGAAGUGCUGGCGAUGAAAGCUCAGUAUGCGUCGAAAGUCACCCGGCUGGAGGAACUCCAUGCGGCAGACGCACAGGUCAUCGCGGAAAAGACGCAGACCAUCGCAGAACUAUCCGCACAGCAAGACGUGCUCGCGACCGCAAUGGCGCGGGCCGCCGCCGAAACCGUGCAGCUCACCGUGAACCUCGAACAAACCGAGUUGGAGAACGCCAUGUUGUCCGCCCAACUCGCCCAGGUGCGCCAACAAGCAGCCGCGGACGUUGAGCGUCUAACAGCCGAAUCAGCACACCUCCAAACCACAGCUCGCGACACCAUCACCCAACUCGAAACCUCACUCCGUCUGACAACCGAACAAUCCGCCCAAGCCGCCGCAGAAUCUGAGGCUCAGAUCACGGCUUUGAAGCUGGAGUUGGAGCAACAAGCAUCCCGGGCUGCCUCAGCCGCCCAGGAAGCCGAAAAGGCCCACACCGAGCUCAUGGAACGCUGUGCAGGCCUCGAAAAGACGAGGCUGGCAUUAACCGUCGAGCUCGCUACAGCACACCAGGACGCCUCAGACGGCACCACGGAGUUCCGUAAUGCCCUUGACGCAUCGCGGAAGGAGUUGAAGCGGUUGGAGGAGCAGUUGGGGGAGAAGGGUGUGGAGAUUGUGGAGGUGCGGAGGGUGCAGGGGGAGAUGGCUGCGAAGGUGGCGGAGAUGGAAGGGCAUAAGGAGAGGUUGGAAAAGGAGGUUGUGGAGGCACGACAGGCGGUUGUUGAGGGGGCUGCGCAGGCUAAGGAGUCGCUUGAGGCUGCAAAAGCACAGGUGGAGGAUGUGAAAAAGUCGUUGGAGGAGACGACGGCCGCGUUAGCCGAAUCUAACCAAACCCGGAGCGAGUUGACCGCGUGUGUCGAAGCUCUGGAAACAACCAACACAGAACUCUCGCAACAGAUCCUUCACAAAACCCAACAACUCACCGAAACCACGGCCCAACUCCAACAAUCCCUCACCACCACCUCGUCCCUCAAACCCGACCUAGAAGCUAAAACAGAAGAACUGGCCCGCCUCACCACCGACGCUGAACUCGCGCACAAACAAUCCUUGGCCCGGUUCAUGGAGGUGGAUGACCGUCGGUGUGCGCUUGAGGCUGAGUUGGAGACGGUGCGGAAGGAGAGUGAGGAAGGGAGGGAGAAUUUGAGGGGGAAGGUUGAGGGUGCGGAGGCGCGGGUGGGGGAGCUUGAGAGCGCACUAGCCGAUGCUGUGAAAACCAGGGAAGAGGCGACGAUUGCGACGCAGCAGGCGUUGGCACGGGUCGCGGAUCUGGAGAAUAUGACCACGCAGACCCUGCAGACUGUCCGUGACCUACGCACCCAGUUACACGAGACGAAAAGUCAGUUGGAAGCCACCCGGGACGAGCAUGUCCGCACCGGGACGGAGAUGCAGACCGCUCUCACGGGUUUGCGGGAACGAACCACGGCCGAGCGGGACGAAGCUGCUGCGAGGGUCGUCGAGAUGGAUGACCGACACGCGACGCUCGUCUCUGACUUCGCCGCGUUGAAAAGCAAAGCCGGCAUCGACGCCGAAAACGCCAAAACGGAGACAUCGGCCUUGACGGAACGGGUGGAGCACCUGACCCGCCAAUGUGACGAAAAGACCGGGACGUGCGACCAGCUCCGCGCCGAACGUGAUGAGCUCACCGCCCAGCUCAAAGAAGGCCACUCCGCUCGGGAGGAAUUACACACCUCGUUGACGGAUACACAACAUACCCUUGCGGCCGUGCAAGCCGACCGGGAUGAGGUGGCGAGACGGCUGGAGGAAGCGGAGUUGGAUCGGGGAGGGUUGAGGAUCGCGAGGGACAGUGCGAGGGAACGCGUGGGGGUGUUGGAGGGGGAAGUUGCGGAUCUGCAAGCGCAGCAACAGGAUGUGGAGGCGCAACUCGCGGCCGCCGAGUUGCAGAUCACGGACCUCCAACCAACGCUUGACCGCCUCACGGCCGCCAAAACGGGAUUGGAAGCAGAUCUCGCAAACGCACGUGAGGCACACGACGCGGAGAAAAAAGCGUGGGAGGAGGAUCUCGCUGCCGUGCGCAGGGAAUUCGACGUGCGGCAGGCCGAGAUCCGCGUGCUUGAGGCGCAGAAACGCGCGUUGGAUGCGGAGGUGGAGGAUGGUCGGAGACAGCUGGCGGUGGCUGAGAGUGCCAAGGAGACGGAGAGCAAGGAGAACGCGGGGUUGCGGGAGGAGGUGGGAGCAUUGAAAGCGGAGCUUGCGCGCGUGCAGGCGGUGGUGGAGGGCCUUGAGCGUGCGAAACGCGCUUUACAAGACGAGGUAGAUGAUGCGCGGGGCCUCAACACACGUCUCACGGCCCUCCAAGCCGAGAAACUCGCCAUGGAAACCGAAAUGGGGGAUACCGUCCGGUCUCUUGAAGACGAGAAAGCAGCGCUGAAGACCCACCUUACCGACGUCGAAGCGAAGAUGGAGACGUUGCAAACGGAUCUGGAACAAGCGCGCGCGCGUCUAGACGCCCACACCCAAACCCAAUUGGAAACCCUCGCGCGCGAAACAUCCGCGUUACAGACCCAGCUCGAUGCAUCCCGCGCGAUGGGCGAAGCCCUCGAGGCUCGGUUGCUCUCGACGCAGAUCGCGAAGACGGGGAGUGAGGAGCAGGUGUUUGAGUUGAUGCGUGAGAUCGAGGCGUUGCGGGGCGGGCAUGAGACGACGGUGGCUGAGAUGCGGGCGAGACUGCAGAAGGAAGUGGAUGCACGGAUCGUGCAGGAAGCACGCGCGCAGGCUGUGAGUGAGGAGUUGAAGAGGGUGACUGCUGAGCAGCAGAAUCGGAGGAAAAGUGAGGAGGGCGCGAAGAUGGGGGGGUUAGUUCCUGCGCCGAAUGCCCCACCACCACCACCCGCGACGCAGGCGACGGUCAUGACGACCCCGGCGAAGACACGGGCGGGGAAACGUGCGUUAGAGGAGGGGGAUGGGGAGGGGAGGAGUGGAGGGGUGGGGAAGGAGACGCCGCCGCCGCCGGGGUCGUCGGGGAAGAAGGCGAGGGUUGGGAAGAAGGUUGCGGGGAGUGUUGGGGCGCGGAAGGAUACGUUGAGUGCUACCGAAUCACUCCGUUUGAUGGACACCAAGCCGCCGUUCCCAAUCACGCCUACACCCGCCAUCCCGAUGGGAACCGCUGGGUCCAAAUUACCUCCUUCCAGUACGAGCACCACCACCACCACCACGCCCAGCAAGACCGCUCUUCCCUCCUCAGCCAGCAAGUCCACCUCGAAACGCCUGCACGCCCCAACAACCGCCCCCACAUCUACCGCCGCAACCCCAACCGCCAACCCCCCAUCGCAGACCCAACCCCCGAUCGUCAUCUGCCUCUCCGGCUUCAAAGAAUCCACCCCGUUCGACAACACGCUCAAGAAACGCAUCGUCCGCGCCGUCGAGAAGCUCGGCGGGGCCAAGCUGCUCAGCGGCGUCAAAGACUGGGAGAGCGGCAUCACGCACCUGAUCUCCCCCGCGCCGAGCCGGACGCUCAAGACGUUCGCGGCGGCGAUCUCGCACGCGUGGAUCAUCACCGACCCCGCGUGGAUCGCGGACUCGGAGGCGGACGGGACGUGGAUGCCGGAACGGAAGUACGGGUGUAGGUUCGUCGAGGAGCCGUUGAGGGGGAAGCGGUUCUUUAUCGCCGAGUCGUUCAGGAAGGGGAAGGAGUACCAUCUGGAGUACUGCACCCGGCUGCUGGAGAUUGCGGAGGGGAGGAUUGUCGAGACGUGUGGCGAGGGCGAGGUGGAUUAUGUGCUGGUGGCGAGGGGGGAUGAGGGGACGUGGCCGGCGGGGGCAAAGUGUAUGGAUUGGGCGGGGUUUGCGGCGAUGAUUCCGCAGCCGGAGAAGGAGAGGGGGAGGGGCGGGAGGGGGAGUGGGAGUAGGGCGGGGAGUACUGCUGGGGCGAAAUAG
Molecule: messenger RNA, 4616 nt
Organism: Fimicolochytrium jonesii
Lineage: Eukaryota; Fungi; Chytridiomycota; Chytridiomycetes; Spizellomycetales; Powellomycetaceae
Exons: 2
Coding region: 102-4616 (1504 amino acids)
Source: RefSeq, a predicted model, not a curated record